Messenger RNA from Ectocarpus sp. CCAP 1310/34, 490 nucleotides. The record is from the annotation of a GenBank genome assembly. NCBI's taxonomy places the organism in Eukaryota, Phaeophyceae, Ectocarpales, Ectocarpaceae.
GGGGGGGGGGGUUCUCGGGGGUGACGUACGUGGACAUCAAGUGUCAGGUUUAAGGUUCAAGCACUUCAUUUAUAGGAUUCGGCGUGUCAUCGAUCCUCUGUGCACAUUCAUCCCCUUAAAGCGGGGAUUGUCCUCGCUACGUCUUGCUGCUCCAUAAACUGCCGUAGGGUGGUCCUCUUCCGUUCCAGGCUUUUCAUGCGCUUGGUUUGUACGCGUAGUAAGCCAUGCCUGCAACAACUCUCCCCAGCGGCUGUGCAAGAAGUUAUUAUUGGGAGCAAGACAACAAGGGUGGAGGCAAUGUUGCCCGUACUCUUGGUCAUUGCGGGUUGAAAAUUGUCGAAGAUCUUUGUGCGAUGCCCGACGAAGAACCAACUAUUAUACCUUACUAUGAUGCGUAGUUCAUUAUUUAUAUUGGGUUUUCUGGAGUGAUUACGUUUGCGACAGACGUUGUACAAAACCUCGUGUAAAAGCACACGGGGAUUGAUUGAUU